AUGUUUCAUCUGUUAAGUGGCUGGAAGUUCUAUAGUUUGCUCAUUUUGAUUGGAGGAAUAACGAUAUUUUAUUACAUUUUAAAGCGCGUUUAUUCUUAUUUUGAUCGAAAUGGUUUCAAAACACUUCCUGGCGUUAGCUAUGUAUUUGGACAUCUGGGACCAACAUUUAUACAUAAGGAACCAUAUGAUCAGCUGAUGUUGCGAUUAUAUAAUGCCACAACGGAACCAAUCAUUGGACUGUACGGAAUCCUAAAUCCAAUACUAAUGGUGCGUGAUCCAAAGCUCAUUCAAUUGAUUUUGGUCAAAGAAUUUUCAUAUUUUACUGACCGCCGACGAUCAUCGAUGAACGAUCCCCGUGGUUCAUCCUUAUUAUUUGAAGUUGGACAGAAAUGGAAAAAACAACGAUCAAUAGUCUUGAGAAGUUUAACAUCAGGGAAAUUAAAGGAUGUAUUUUCAACAAUUAUUAAUUCUGGAGUGAAAUUGCAAGAUCACAUAGAGGAAUUAUAUAGAAAAGGCGACCUGUUUAAUGUCCAAAGUGCAUCAGCAUGCUAUACAACAAAUGUAAUGGCAUCUUUCGUUCUCGGUAUUGACGUAGAUACAAUCAAAGAACCAAAUUGUGAUUUUCCACCCAUUACAACGUCAAGAGUUAUAACAUUUUGUUUAUAUGAAUUGGCCAAAAAUCGUGAAUAUCAAGACCGUGUCCAAAAUGAAAUUGACAAUGUGCUACAAAAUCACAAUGGAACAAUUGAUUCAGAUUCCAUUUUAGAGAUGCAGUUUCUGCAGCAAUGUAUUUACGAAACGUUGAGAAAAUACCCGGUGGCCACAAACAUAGCUCGUCAUUGUGUUCAAGAUUUUAGAAUACCGGGGACAAAUCAAGUCAUCGAGAAAGGCACCGAUUUGAUAAUUCCAGUAUAUGGCUUACACAUGGACGAGCAAUUCUAUGAGGAUGCAAAAACUUUCAAUCCAAAUCGAUUCAACAGUGAUGUGGGCAUGAAUCAUGUGAAUAGGCCAUUUUAUCCGUUCGGUGGUGGACCUCGUAAAUGUAUUGGAAUGCGAUUGGGACAAAUGCAAGUAAAAGUCGGGCUAGCAAUGAUGUUGCAGAAAUUUACAUUUCAUUUGAAAGAAAACAAUGAGGAAAUGACUAUUCACCCAAAAUCGUUUCGAAUUACACCUGGUCAUGGAUUUGAGUUGCGCAUAUCAAAACGCUAA
This is a messenger RNA of Sitodiplosis mosellana (orange wheat blossom midge), 1209 nucleotides long. RefSeq names its product probable cytochrome P450 6d5. The record is from RefSeq and is a predicted model, not a curated record. The coding region runs from base 1 to 1209 and encodes 402 amino acids. The transcript is spliced from 5 exons. NCBI's taxonomy places the organism in Eukaryota, Metazoa, Arthropoda, Insecta, Diptera, Cecidomyiidae. Gene Ontology annotation, molecular function: iron ion binding; heme binding; monooxygenase activity.